Molecule: messenger RNA, 2569 nt
Organism: Coturnix japonica (Japanese quail)
Lineage: Eukaryota; Metazoa; Chordata; Aves; Galliformes; Phasianidae
Product: retinol dehydrogenase 8-like
Biological process (GO): estrogen biosynthetic process
Cellular component (GO): cytosol; cytoplasm
Molecular function (GO): estradiol 17-beta-dehydrogenase [NAD(P)+] activity
Source: RefSeq, a predicted model, not a curated record
CGUGCUCCACAAGUGCAACAAAAAAUGCACUUGAAAUGACUGUAUUGUGUGUUUUAAAUCAAGCUCUUCUCUAAAUAAUAGUAACUUAAAAACAGUAGAAGUAAUUGGGCCAGUAUUAUAAUAAUAAAAAUAUUUUUCCUCUUGUUAAGCAGAUCAGUUUGCCUGGAAAUGUGUGCAUCAAAAUUCAGACUGAUGUCUUAAAAAAAAAAGGAGUAUGAAAUCCUGGUUUGAGGGGCUUAAAAGGGGAAUAUAUAACCUCCCUGUAAUCACAGUUGUGUCACCAUGCUUGUGGAAUUCCACUAAUAUGGUGUUGCGCAAAGCCUCACUUGCCCCUCCUACAUGCACUAAAUAUAAAUGUGCACGAGCAGCAAAAGCAAUUUUGCAAAUAGCUGGAUCAGCCAAACAGUGUUUGUACUAAAAUUACGUGUGCGAAUAGUAAAAGCUGUGGUAACACAGUGUGCAAAGCCUGAUAAAUACCAAGAAUCAUAAUUAUAUGUUAUUACAAACCUUUGGUGCUGUGGUGUUGUCUUGUCGUUGAUCUGAGAAGUUAAUAAUUUGACUUGUUGUAAUAGCUACGUUAAUUUCCUCUUUGGAAAGCUAAUAUAAUUUCAGGUAAAUGUUUCUGUGGAGUCCUGCUCUUCUUGAGGUACUAACUAGUUUAAAUCUACCCAAGGCCUGGGAAGUUCAUUCUUGUGAGCUUGUUGCAUUGACAUGGAGUUACUGUUUCUUGGAAAACUUUAUUCUGGAAUCUGUGAAUCAAAAUAGUUCAAAGGCUUCAGUGAUUGCAAGGAUGUAGUAAAGCUGGCAUGUUCAGAGCCUUCCAGGCUGAUUGCCACACUGCUGGUGUGCUUGCUCACUUUCUCUUGUCUUGUACAGGAGUGGUACCAGAAAGCAAUGUGAGGAAUGUGACUAAACAACUUGUCUCCUAAAUCCACAUCACAUUUUUCAAUUUUCUUCCUUUCUUCCUUUCUUCCUUUGUUUAGAUUGUAAAGCCUGUCAGGACUCUUAAGUUACAGACAUUCCCAUAAGAAGGUGGCAUUGUGGGAAUAAAAUGAUGUGUUGCUCUAUUUCAAAAGAAUGAUAAGUGCUUUAAGUAUGGGAAGUCUGAACACCCUUAGCAGAAGGAUCACGUUUUGCGUGCUUGAUAUGCAUUGCAGACUUAAUGCUAGAGACUGGUCAUGAUCAUGGCAAGGCUUUUCCUUCCAGUGGUGUACAAAAUAAUUUUUCUACUACUUACAAAAAAAUGUCUUUUAUUGCUUUACUCAUCUCAUAAGACUAAUCUUGUUUUGUAUUAAAUAUAGUCCAUAUUGACAGUGGAGAUUAUAAGCUCAUGAAGGAGCAUCUGUUUCUGUUUUUGUCUAGCUGGAGAUUAUCCCUUAAUCAUGCAGGGUCUGGGUGUGCAUUUUUGGAUUUGUUGACUCAGGAAAGCUCGAGAUAGCAUUAAAGGCCAGUGACACAUACUGCAGCUGCAUUUAGGUUGACGGUCCUCUGAGAACUCUUGCUUGACCCACACAGCUGAAAAAAUGGCAAGAAAAACCGUCCUUAUUACAGGUUGCUCCUCAGGAAUUGGAUUGGCCUUAGCUGUAAAAAUGGCGAAAGAUGAACAGGAAAGAUUUAAAGUGUAUGCUACAAUGCGGAAUCUGGCCAAGAAAGAUGCACUCGAGGAAGCUGUAGGUCAUAAUCUGGGCAAAACCUUGGAAAUCAAGCAACUGGACGUCUGUGAUGAACAGUCCAUUAAAACUUGUGUGAAUAGCAUCCCUGACAGAAGGAUUGAUGUCCUAGUUAGCAAUGCUGGAAUGGGGCUCAUUGGACCAAUUGAAUGUCAGACUAUCGAUGAAAUGAAAACCGUGAUGGAUACCAACUUCUUUGGACUGGUUCGACUCCUGAAGGAGAUUUUGCCUGACAUGAAGAAGAGGAAGAGCGGGCAUAUAGUUAUAAUAAGCAGUGUUAUGGGAAUUCAAGGUAUCUUAUUUAAUGACGUUUAUGCUGCAUCUAAGUUUGCGGUGGAAGGAUUCUGCGAAAGUUUAGCUAUACAAGCACUCAAGUUCAAGCUGCAGUUAAGUUUGAUUGAACCAGGUCCAGUGGUUACAGAGUUUGAAAGAAAAGUGUUUGAAGAUGGAAUGAAAAUGGAUCUUUCAGCUGCAGAUGAGGAAACAGCUGAGAUGUUUACUAAUAUUUACCUUAAAAAUUACAAACAAAUUUUCCAGAGCCUUGGACAAAGUGCUGAGGAAGUUGCAGAGCAUACAGUCAAGAUAAUACUUGCGGAAAAUCCACCUUUUCGCCAUCAAACCAAUACCUUGUAUACACCCAUGACAACACUGAAAUACGCAGAUCCAAAUGGAGAUCUACCCAUUGAUACAUUCUACAAAAUGGUUUUUCACCAUGACAAAAUCUUCAGUGCAAGUCUUAACUUCAUCAAAUUGCUGAGGUGGAGAAGCAGAAAAAGCUUUGACCUGGGAAAAUCUUCAUCACAGUGAGAUUGUGCAAGCUAGAAUUAAUUGUUAGAGCUGCUGCUAACACCAUGUCGUUGUUUGUUCUGUAACUGUAUAAAGGCAUUCGAGAUCUCUGA